Molecule: messenger RNA, 1272 nt
Organism: Exophiala xenobiotica
Lineage: Eukaryota; Fungi; Ascomycota; Eurotiomycetes; Chaetothyriales; Herpotrichiellaceae
Exons: 3
Coding region: 1-1272 (423 amino acids)
Molecular function (GO): saccharopine oxidase activity; flavin adenine dinucleotide binding; sarcosine oxidase activity
Source: RefSeq, a predicted model, not a curated record
AUGGGAUACCUUCCUAAGUCAUCUUCAAUCCUGAUUGUAGGAACAGGAACCUUUGGCCUCAGCACAGCCGUCCACCUAGCCCGACGCGGCUUCACCAAUAUCCAAUGUCUAGAUCGGUACCCAUUCCCGUCGCCCGACUCGGCCGGGUACGACAUCAACAAGAUCAUCGGCAUGCGCAAUGACACGGCUCUGGCUGCACGAGUCAGUCGGGAAGCUCUGGCUGGUUGGCAAGAGCCUCUGUUCGAGUCAGUAUGGCACGAAGUCGGCCUGAUUACAGCCGCCACGAAUGAUGAGGCCGUAGAGUAUUGUCGACGAGCAUACCACAGCUGGAUUGACUGUGGCGAAGGUGACAAUGUGCACUGGCUCGAAUCGGCGGACGAUUUCAGGAAAUUUGUUCCCCAGCUCCGUGACGCCUGGAUACCGAAGUGGCGUGGCUUCUUCCACAAGCGAGCGGGUUGGGCGUACGCCAGAGAGGCGUUGAGGAUUAUGGGUAACGAAGCUGCGAGGUUAGGAGUCAAUUUUGCAACCGGGACGUCGGCCACGAUGCAGUCGCUAUUGCUGGAUGACCAACAGGGGGUCAUUGGCGUGGUCGCCGAGGAUGGUACGCAGUGGAAUGCCGACCGUAUCGUCCUGUGCACGGGAGCGUGGAGCGACGCUUUGAUUGAUACCGAGGGCCAGCUCGAAGCGAAAUGCUGGACAUUAGCUCAUAUACAGCUCACACCCGAAGAAUGUGCCGAAUUUAAGGAUAUACCGGUAGUGAUGAAUUUGGAAGAAGGCUUCUUCUUCGAACCCAGUGAUGAUGGUCAGAUCAAAAUCUGCAACGAAUUUCCCGGCUUCACUCACAGACUCACAUUACCUGAUGGUAGCAAACAAGUCAUCCGCGAUCCCAGCCCCGAAACCCUGGAGACACCAUACCACAUCAGUCGCGGACCGUUCGUCACUGAGAAGAUGUGCUGGUGUACCGACACGCAUGAUCGAAAUUGGCUGCUCGAUGUACACCCGAAGCAUCCUCGGUUGCUUGUCGCGACCGGGGACUCUGGAGUUGCAUUCAAGAUGCUGCCCGUCAUGGGCAAAUACAUAUCUGAUCUGGUGGAAGGCAAAUCACUGGAUCCGAUGCUGAAGGAGGCGUGGAAAUGGCGGCCGGACAAAAAGAGUCGUGACCAACGAUGGGGUGGCGAUGGAAAGACGCGUGAUCUGAAUGAUAUGGAUGGUUGGAAGGCUGGAGAUUCAAAGCAAGAGCUCCUUAUAUCGCCGAGGGAGUCGAAAUUGUGA